AUGACUGACUCCUCAAUUAUAACCGCGCAAGGCAACAGACCUUUGCCGCCCCUGCCCGAGUUCCCUCUCCCUCCACUUUUGCAAGUCCAAGACGAAGAAUUGAAAGCAGUGGCAACUACUCACACCAGCUUCUACGCUCUACGACGAGACCGUCACGAUUGGUCCAUGACCCAAAGAGUCAUGGAUUAUGAAAAGCUAGAGCAUGUAGGUGAUGGCUUGUUAGGGAGCUGCGUGGUUCUCUUACUCCAUGAAAUGUUUCCGAACCUACGCGAGGGUCCAGCGACAAUACUGAAGGGCGACCUGAUAUGCAACGAAACUCUUGCCCAACUAGCGGAUCGGUAUGGUAUCAGCGUUCAGCUCAGAACGUCACCAGCGGCCUUCUACGCUACAAGGAAUCAGGUGAAGACCCGAGCCUCCCUCUUCGAAGCUUGGAUCGCUGCGGUGUAUUACUCCUUUCUCCAGCAUGGACCGCCAGAUAUACACUCGGAGCCAAACUUGAUCGAGUGUAGCCCUCGGAGAACGUCAUCGCCGGUCAAGGGGCAGCCGACGUCGACCGAGUCGAGACAGGAAAAGUCUAGACGUAAACUCAUCAACAAGGCUCGACAGGACAUUCAUUUCAAGCGAGCACGCGAGGAGGUUUCAUCCGCCUCGUCCGACACCUCGUCGGAUACGACAUCGGACACGGAAUCAUCCGGAGAUGAAUCCGACAGCGAAAGCAGCUCCAAAGUGGCUGCAGCACUGACGUUUCCCACACUGACACCCGGACCCCCUGAAGUCACAUCCUCCUUCCGACCAUCCCAAUAUGCACACACGACGUCUACAGUUACUACCGAUCACCAGAACAGCAAGUCAUCAAAGAAAGGGGAUCAAGACCUCAGAGGAUCAGACGACGAUGUAGUAACAGGUCAUACGUGCUCUGAUGGACAAGCGUUUGAAAAUCUGUACCAAUGGUUCAAAGAAGCUUUCAGACCCAUCGCCAAAUUUGCGCUACAAGUCCGGAUAGACGAGCAGGCCAAGAAUAACAACAUCACAUCGGUAAUAGAUCAAGCUCAAGAAGAUCACACGGCCAUUGGUGCCAAGUGCGCUGUUGAUCUCUUCUCAAAAGACAGACUAGGGGUCGAUCCAGUCUACACAGCUGUGAGACCAGAGGGAAUAAAGGGUAUCUGGCUGGUGACGUGCACCAUCACCGAGAAGAAUGGAAGAGCAUGGACUGCUGAAGCACUGAGAUCGACCAAAAAAUUUGGAUACAACCUAGCAGCGUUUCGCGUGGGGAAGCAGCUGCAAUUCCUGUGA
Molecule: messenger RNA, 1293 nt
Organism: Kockovaella imperatae
Lineage: Eukaryota; Fungi; Basidiomycota; Tremellomycetes; Tremellales; Cuniculitremaceae
Exons: 4
Coding region: 1-1293 (430 amino acids)
Biological process (GO): RNA processing
Molecular function (GO): ribonuclease III activity
Source: RefSeq, a predicted model, not a curated record